AUGGCGCCCAAUUUGGAGAUAAGCCUGUCUGACCCAAAGAGGGUGAUCCAGGUUUACCCCAGUGAGCUCCGCUUCCCCUUUCUGCCAAACACGAUGUUGUCAGCUUCGUCCUCAAUCAAGCUAAUCAACCCCACGGAUAACUAUGUCGUUUUUCUUCCUAUGUGUAUGAGGAACAAUGAGGCAUUGUACACAUCCCGUCCGGACGGUGGAGUAAUCCUGCCACCAAGGUCCACACAGGAAUUUUUUGUAACAAGGGUGGCGAAGAAGUCCGUUGCACAGAGCAUCGAGUGUGAUGACAAGUACCUUCUGUUCAUCACCACUGUGAACGAGAGCUUCAGUAACUCCGAAUAUGGCAGUGAUUUACUCAAAUUUUACAACGAAAAACAGGGUGGUCAAAUAUGGCAUAGGAAAGAGUUGAGCGUCGUUCUUUACCCAGUAGAUCAACAAGAGUCCCCUGACGGUAUGCCACAUACUAAGGAGCUGAUCCAAGUCAACCCCCAUUGGCUCCGCUUUCCAUUUGUUCCAGACGCGAGUAAUUCAGUUAAAUCUUUAAUUAAGGUAGUUAACAAUACAGACGACUACAUCGCUUUCCUUGGAAGGUACACUUCGACCAAUGUGGCAGAAUACACCAUGAGACCCAGCAACGGAAUCCUGCCACCAAGGUGCACACAAAAUCUCGUGGUAAUGAGGACAACAAAGGAGGGGCUUCUACGGAGCACUGAAUGCAAUGAUAUGGUCUUUCUGUUCAGCACCAUUGUGAGCGAGGAUUUCCAAACCAACGAUCUUCCAGAAUUCUAUGAAACAAAGGCCGGAGUUAUAUGGCAUAAGGUGGAGUUGCGCGUUCAUCUUGAAGUCGGCGCCCAGUUGCAGCCUACAGAUUUUAUGCCAGAUACUGAGGUGAGAUCCACAGAUGACCAUAUGGCGUUACAAUAUUUUAAACACAUCACAAACAACUUCUGCACUGAGAGAAUAAUUGGUAGAGGUGGUUUUGGUGUGGUAUAUAAGGGAGUGCUAGGAAAUGGGAAAAUGGUCGCGGUGAAGAAGCUUGUGCAGUCCAUGUCAAGCUCGCAGGAGCAAUUUGAGAAUGAGGUUAAUCUUCUGAUGAAAGUAAAACACCCAAAUAUAGUUCAACUAGUAGGCUACUGUUAUGAAACACAACAUUUACGCAACCAUCACGAAGGAAAAUUCAUUUUUGCCGGGAGCACUGAAUGUUUGCUUUCCUUGGAGUUUUUACCAAAGGGAAGUCUUGAUAAGUACAUUUCAGAUGCAUCCACUGGACUUGACUGGCCCACACGCCUCAAAAUAAUCGAGGGAAUUUCCUAUGGUCUACAGUACCUCCACGAGCAAUCCGAUGGUCCCAUUAUUCACUUGGACCUAAAACCCGGGAACAUAUUGCUUGAUGAAAAUAUGAUACCAAAAAUCACAGACUUUGGUCUGUCAAGACUGUUUGAUCAAAAACAAACUUUUCACACUGUCCUUAUUAGUGGAACACUAGGUUAUAUGCCACCAGAAUACCUACGAGGUACAAUCACACCUAUGUCAGACAUAUUUGGUUUGGGUGUGAUUAUCAUGGAGGUGAUAACGGGGCAUAGGGACUACCCAUAUGAUAUCAAAACAUCUUCCAGCGAAUUCAUCGAACUUGAACUUCAAAAAUGGAGAAAUGUGAUGCAAAAAGAAUCAGGGUAUACAUCGCUCGAAAUAAAUUGCCAACAAAUAACAAGAUGCAUCCAAGUAGGUCUAAUAUGUGUGAAUCCUGAACGGACGAAAAGACCUACAAUGAAGAAAAUUAUUGAUCUGCUUCAAGGUUUGGAAAGUAUGGAUUGGUAUAUUAGCAACGAGGCUUCCUGUGCAGCCGCGAGCGUGCGUCCCCCGCAGACGCCGACGCCGGCGCCAAGCCGCCCUCCCCCUCCCCUCCCUCCCUGCCCGCCACGUCUGCUGCUGGCCUGCUCGGCCCCUCGAGACCGCGCCGUCCAGGGCGCCUCUCCCCUCCUCGGCAGUGCGAGCAGGGGCGAGUGCCCUCCCCCCUCCGGCCUCCGUCCUCUGCCUGAGCUGCCUCGCCGCGCCGCGGAGGGACGCUGGGUCGAGCUCGCUGCUCGCCUGCUAAUCUGCUCCGGUGCUCCUGUUCCUCUCGAGUCCUCAAAAAUUGCAUGUGCUGGACUGAACCUGAAUGAUGCAUUUUGUAACAGAAGAUGA
Triticum urartu is the source of this 2193-nucleotide messenger RNA. NCBI's taxonomy places the organism in Eukaryota, Viridiplantae, Streptophyta, Magnoliopsida, Poales, Poaceae. The record is from RefSeq and is a predicted model, not a curated record.